AGUGCGUUUUGUCGAGGUGGAUCUUGAAACCACCUCAGUUCCCACGCUUCUCAGGUGCAUCAGGUUAGCGCUCGCCGUGCGCGCGAGGCGUGGACCGCAUUAGUAGGCCUGCGGGGAAUCUCUGGGUCGCACCACAACGAGACAGGACAAGAUGAGAGGAAGACGAACAGCUGACGGCAGAGAGCCGUUGCAUGGAAGAAAUGUGAUUGGAUAAACAUUCUGUGUACUAGUGAGUAUAGAGGGCGAGAGAGUUCAGCUAAUUCUGGUUAACAGUAAUGGGUUUACUUUGGGGGGUAAUGAUGUAAACAGGUGAAACAAUCAGCCAAUAAGCCAGUAUUUCUAUGAGCAGGUCAACAGGCGGGUCCAGAGGAACCUAAUGUAGAUCGGAUGUCAUGUAAAUGAGAGAGAGAGAAGGACUUUAAAGGGAAGUGUGGCUGGAGGCUAUUGCAGAGAAUAUCUUAAGGUAGGAAGUUAAAAGUGAGGACAUUUCCUGUUGCCUUUCACAAUCAGCCAUCAGCGAACCAGCCCCAGCCCUGUCCUUAGUGGGUCAACAGGCGCUGGUCCACUUGUCUUCUUGGCUCCAGAGGGAUAACCAGACAGACACUGAGAGGAAGCUACGGAGCAGAUGAAGAUGAAUCCAUGGACCGUCUCUGUGCUCCUGCUGCUAGCUGGGCCGCUGGGGGCGGACCCUGGCUGGCACGUGGAGUACCCCCACUCCUUCUGCGUGGUGGAGGGCUCCACCGCCACCAUCCCCUGCAGCUUCACCCACCCCCUUGUCGACGUAAAGAAGGGCGGGGCCAUUCUGCAGGUUAAGCGGGUGGCCUGGUGCCCCGGUCCCCUGCUCUGCCACCAGUCCACAACCAACGUGUACGACAGCGGCAACGUCCGGGCCGACAGCCGCUUCCUGUACCUGGGGGACCUCGUCGGAAACUGCACCCUUAAGAUCAUCAAGACGGUGAAACAGGACGCAAAGAUAUACUACUUCCGCUUCGAGACCAAAGCCGAUGGGUACACCGGACGGGAAGGAGUCACAGUCACAGUCACUAACGGAGAGGAUGUGAAGGUCAGAAGCUCCGUCACUGACCAUGUGGUGAAAGAGGGCGGUCAGGUCACACUCACCUGUACCUCAGCCUGCUCCUUCAACCAAUUGGACGUUCACUGGUACAGAAAUGGCCACGCCCUAUCAGAGACAGGCCCCGCCCUCCACCUCAGCGGUCUGACCAAUGAGGACACAGGGGAUUACACCUGCUCUCUUGACUCCAGCAGAAAGAAAACCUCUGCGCCUUGGAGUCUAUUGGUGGUGAAUGAUGAAGGGCCGCUGGGGGCGGGCCCUGGCUGGGGCGUGGAGUACCCUGACUCCUUCUGCGUGGUGGAGGGCUCCACCGCCACCAUCCCCUGCAGCUUCACCCACCCCCUUGUCGACGUAAAGAAGGGCGGGGCCAUUCUACAGGUAAAGCGGGUGGCCUGGUGCCCCGAUCCCCUGAUCUGCCACCGGUCCACGACCACCGUGUACGACAGCGGCAACGUCCGGGCCGACAGCCGCUUCCUGUACCUGGGGGACCUCGUCGGGAACUGCGCCCUGAAGAUCAACAAGACGGUGAAACAGGACGCAAAGAUAUACUACUUCCGCUUCGAGACCAAAGCCGAUGGGUACACCGGACGGGAAGGAGUCACAGUCACAGUCACUAACGGAGAGGAUGUGAAGGUCAGAAGCUCCGUCACUGACCAUGUGGUGAAAGAGGGCGGUCAGGUCACACUCACCUGUACCUCAGCCUGCUCCUUCCACCAAUUGGACGUCCACUGGUACAGAAAUGGCCACGCCCUAUCAGAGACAGGCCCCGCCCUCCACCUCAGCGGUCUGACCAAUGACGACACAGGGGAUUACACCUGCUCUCUUGACUCCAGCAGAAAGAAAACCUCUGCGCCUUGGAGUCUAUUGGUGGUGAAUGAUGAAGGGCUGCUGGGGGCGGGCCCUGGCUGGGGCGUGGAGUACCCUGACUCCUUCUGCGUGGUGGAGGGCUCCACCGCCACCAUCCCCUGCAGCUUCACCCACCCCCUUGUCGACGUAAAGAAGGGCGGGGCCAUUCUACAGGUAAAGCGGGUGGCCUGGUGCCCCGAUUCCCUGAUCUGCCACCGGUCCACGACCAACGUGUACGACAGCGGCAACGUCCGGGCCGACAGCCGCUUCCUGUACCUGGGGGACCUCGUCGGGAACUGCACCCUGAAGAUCAACAAGACGGUGAAACAGGACGCAAAGAGAUACUACUUCCGCUUCGAGACCAAAGCCGAAGGGUACACCGGACGGGAAGGAGUCACAGUCACAGUCACUAACGGAGAGGAUGUGAAGGUCAGAAGCUCCGUCACUGACCAUGUGGUGAAAGAGGGCGGUCAGGUCACACUCACCUGUACCUCAGCCUGCUCCUUCCACCAAUUGGACGUCCACUGGUACAGAAACGGCCACAACCUAUCAGAGACAGGCCCCGCCCUCCACCUCAGCGGUCUGACCAAUGAGGACACAGGGUAUUACACCUGCUCUCUUGACUCCAGCAGAAAGAAAACCUCUGCGCCUUGGAGUCUAUUGGUGUUGGAAGAUGAAGGCACUGGGCCCCAGAGCGUCGGCCAUCUCUACUGUCUGCCCUUCAGACCCUGACCUUCACAGGAUCCAGGAAGCCCGCCAGGGAAUACCACCCCUCUGCUUCUCCAGCGUCCUUCUCCUCCUAAUCAGCCAUUGGGAAGCACAUCUGUGUCCCCAAUGGUGUGAUGUCAUUCCAAUGUGUCAUCUCACUGUGUCAUCUCACUGUGUCAUCUCAUUGUAUCAUCCAUGAUGUCAUCUCACUGUGUCAUCUCACUGUGUCAUCUCACUGUGUCAUCUCACUGUGUCAUCUCACUGUGUCAUCUCACUGUAUCAUCAACGAUGUCAGCCUGACAGUCUGACUGAGGACAGGUGGGUUCUGGGUAAAUGCAGCUUCACUUUCUUUUGCUUCGCUUUUGUGGCCUGUGAGAAAAUAAACAUAAAAUAUAUAGAUAUAAUUUAUUGCAUGUAUUUUUUCCAAGUCAAAACAUUUUUAAAUACAUAAUAUUACAUGGAAGUUUAUUGUUUGAGCUAAACAAGACUUAAAGGUUGAUUAAUCCAAACAUCUGUUAAAAACGACACCAAACAUUUAUUUAAUUAAAUUCCCGAACAGGUACAAGUAACCUCUACCUGGUUACCAGUACAGGUAACACGGUAUCCUCUACCUGGUUACCAGUACAGGGAACCCGGUAUCCUCUACCUGGUUACCAGUACAGGUAACACAGUAUCCUCUACCUGGUUACCAGUACAGGUAACACAGUAUCCUCUACCUGGUUACCAGUACAGGUAGGCUCAUGGGACAUGCACAUGAUCAAUA
Gadus chalcogrammus (walleye pollock) is the source of this 3389-nucleotide messenger RNA. RefSeq lists its product as uncharacterized. Bases 626 to 2650 code for a protein of 674 amino acids. The transcript has 8 exons. The record is from RefSeq and is a predicted model, not a curated record. NCBI's taxonomy places the organism in Eukaryota, Metazoa, Chordata, Actinopteri, Gadiformes, Gadidae.